Molecule: messenger RNA, 1033 nt
Organism: Vollenhovia emeryi
Lineage: Eukaryota; Metazoa; Arthropoda; Insecta; Hymenoptera; Formicidae
Exons: 4
Source: RefSeq, a predicted model, not a curated record
AUGGCUACCUCGAAGAGCUCGAAGAUCUACAUUAUCGUAGAAUUUGAUGAUGGCCUGGCAAUUGUACCUUCAUGUUGGUUAAACGAGAGUGAAAUGAAAUGUGCUUAUCCCACUUUUCGGAAUCCAACAAAAAUAAAAAAGGCUGUUGCGUUACAAUUACUUCCUGAAGAUAACUUGAACUGGAAAAAAUAUGACGUGUUAAGGAUCUUCUAUAGAACAGAUUCAUACGAAAGAGCAAAGGAGAAGCUACUUAUUGCUGAAAAUAUGUCAGAUUUUACGCCUGACGACAACACAGAAAAUGAAGACAGACGAUACGACAAAGAAAAAAAAUCAAGACAUACACGAGCUAAAAAAAAUUAUUCUUCGUCGGAGGAGUGUGGAUUCGAUUCUGACGUUAGUGAGAACACAAUAAAAUUAUCACCCUUUCCGAAAAUUGCAGACAAAUCAUGUGUCACAAACACUAAAAAGAUUUCUGCAAGUCAAUUGGUUUCACCGUCACCAACAUCUGUAAAACGUUCAUCUGAGUGCCAAAUGAGUUCUGCUAAACAUAAUAAAAGUUUAUAUAAAGAAACGACAAUAAAUAGUAACACAACAGAACGGAGAUAUCGUGAUAAUUUACUAGAUGAAAAUGACAACUUGGAAAAGACUAAAAAAGAUAAAAAUGUAAUGUGUACCGGAAAUAAAAAAAACUUGUUAAUAACUGCAGAAAAUGAAUUUCAAAAAGAGGUUAUAAGAAAAUUACAGUUGUUGCUUAACAAAAUGACUGCUCUGGAAAAUAGAAUGAUAUUGCUAGAAACAUCAAACAUUAUGAGGCAUAGGGAGGAAGAAACAGACAAUAUUAUAUUGUAUGAGGAGUAUGAUCUCCCAUUACAAAAUAUGCAAGCAUUAGAACGAUUAGAACAGUUAUUAAAAGAUAGUUCAUUCGCAGACAAAAUGGUGAACACGCUGAAACAAGUGGGUGGAUUGAAUUUAUCCAAUAUAAUCCCAAAUAUAUUAAAAAAGUUAUUGAGCGACCAUUUUGCACAGACUUUCA